Molecule: messenger RNA, 1071 nt
Organism: Phytophthora nicotianae INRA-310
Lineage: Eukaryota; Oomycota; Peronosporomycetes; Peronosporales; Peronosporaceae
Exons: 2
Coding region: 1-1071 (356 amino acids)
Source: RefSeq, a predicted model, not a curated record
AUGGAUGCCUCGGAUUAUGGUCUCUGCGCUCUUGAUCCUGCCGCCAAAGAAGCACUCACGCACGCGUUUACUGUACCAGAACGCCAAUUGAUCUUGGAGUUCAAUCGAGGUGUGCGCAACGGCUUCGAUAUCAACUACCGCGAGCUCCUUUCGUGCGCAUUUGCGGUCCACGCCUGGGGAACCCGAUGGUCCCAACAAUCCCUGAGCCACUCCAGGCCUCUUCAUGUGCACUUCCGCAUCGACAACGCUUCUGCGGUGGCAUGGCAGAACAAGCUGGCAUCGCGGAACCCCCGAGCCCAGGUUAUUAUCCGUCUUCUAAGUUGGUGGGAGACAUCGUUCCGACUCCGUUUUUCCGCGUCACACAUCGCCGGUAUCAACAAUGUUCGCGCUGACGCUGGCUCCCGCUCCCCCGCAGACCCAUCGUUUGCAGCGCUGUUCGCGUCACUAAACGCUGGCUGGUUACAGGUAUCUCCGCAGGUGGACGUCCAGGGCCUAACCAAUAUUUGGCAGCGUAUCUCCGAGCACACUCCGUUCCCGACUCCACCUUCGAUCAAUACUGGCGUGCACUAUCCAAGUGGCAAACCUGGACUUCGCGGCGAGUUCGGUUCUGGCUCCGGUGGUCCCAUUCGCAGUGAUUCUAUCAUGACGGUUCUUCAAGGCGUUCCGCAUUUCUUCGCGGCGAUGGGCUACGAGUUUCUGAUCUCACCCCCGCACACCCGUAUGCUGCUCAAAGGCAUCGGGCGCCUCGACCGUUCGCGUCUCCAGAAGGCACCAGCCUCUCUCGACCUCAUAGAGGCCUGCUUUCGGGGCAUGACCAUGUCUGAUCCCUUUGAGCAAGCUCUUCGGGGGGUCCUAUGCUUAGCGUUUUUCUUCUUGCUGAGGCGCUCCGAGAAUGUUGCAAUCAGCGGAGGAUCUUUCAAGUGGUUUGCCCUACGAGCUCAGGACAUCGUGACGGUAGAUGCCAACGGCAUUGAGACCCCUUUUCCGUCUGAGGCUCAUUCAGUGUGGAUUCGCUUGGUGGGAUCGAAGACAAACCAAGGCGGAGCCCCAAUUACGAGAAUGCUCUCGUGA